Messenger RNA from Porites evermanni, 8408 nucleotides. The record is from the annotation of a GenBank genome assembly. NCBI's taxonomy places the organism in Eukaryota, Metazoa, Cnidaria, Anthozoa, Scleractinia, Poritidae.
AUAAAAGGAGCUGCCAAACUAUCUCCGGGAUUUCAGCUUUGGAGUGAUAGUUAUUUGAGGUAAGCCCCGGAUUUAGUUUUUAUACCCACGACGAGCCUUUAAUAUUACUUUAAAUUUUCAAUCUUAGGGAACUUUGUUAUAAAUAUUGACCCCAAAAACCAUCCGAAGCAGAAUUACCAAUGAUCAGCUUUUUUUUAGUAGUAUUUGCAUAAUAUGUGUCUAAAAGCCGAAAAUAAAAAAUUAAAAUAAAGUGGAUAAUACAUUUUUCCUGCCUCUCAUCUCAGGUGGAUAAUUAAGAAGGAAGACACUCUUUUCAGGAAGAAUAAUAUUCGUUUGCCUUCUUUCUAUUAUGCGUAUAAGUUUUCUUUUAAUACCUGAGCAGUAUGUUUUCACUUUUUUUACAUUGAUGUCCGAGACUGAACCUACAUCUUCAAUUGAUAUUCAUUUAAAAAAUGAAGUUACAAUAUUUGAAAUAGUAAUACACGUUUUCAUGAGUUGUUUUAUUCAAAAGUGGCUCAACAUUAACUUUUGGUUGAUGAGAUUGAUGCUAUUAGUUAGUUCUAUUUAUUUUUUCAUGUUAUAUUUGCAAAUGAACCUUUUUUUUGGAAAAAAAAUAAGGACAAAAGAAAUCUAAAAUUUUAAUGAACACCUGUUAAUGCUAAUGUAAGUUAAAAGAAUCCGUAUCUAAGACGCAGCAUACUAAUAACAAUAUUUUGCAUUUAGCGUCAGAGGUAUCUAGCUUCAAAGAUAUGUAGGUAAACCCUUUAUCCAUUAUGACAAACUUCAACACCUGGCUUGCAACUAAAAUUCACACAAGACCUAAGAAUGACUCUGUCAAAUGUUCCUAAUACCCUCACAAGGUAACAGUCGUGUAGAACUUAUGAAUCAUUCAUAGUUGACCAAAAACAUGUGUAAUUUUUUUAUAACUUGUUAGGGAAAAGUAUGGAGAUGUUAUUGUGAGAGUAGAUUAUGGUAAAAAGGAGAACAGAGCUCGGCCUGCUGAUAACAUUGCACUGAGAGAAUUUUUAUCAAUCUACAAUGAUUCUGAUCGUUACUUGGUAGAUACUCUUCCUGAAGAAAUGUGGCCUGAAUUUUCACUUCCAUCCUGUUUGUUGUGUGGAGGAUUUACAUCUAGACUACAGGUAAGUCCCAAGAGUGAUGAACAUAAAUUGGAUAAAUUUAGGUUUCUGGGAAACUGCCCACCUACCCCUCUCCUAAACCAACAUUAUCACUUCUUACUUAGGGAAAAAUGCUGGCUUAGGGGAGGGGUAGGUGGUCAGUUUCCCAGAAACCUAAAUAGGCCACUUGCACUAAGAGAUCACGUGAGCAAUGCUUCCUUUAAACAAUGAGUUGGAAUCUUGCUGAUGCCAAAAAUUGUUAGAGCACAUAAAAAUUAUCUUACACCUGAAAUUUGAGAGGAAACGUAUUUAAGGGAGAUAUUUUAUGGCACUUUGAUUUUUCAACAAAGUAGUAUAAUUUGCAUUGGCCGCCAUGUUGGGGAGCAUGCUCUUGCCCUCCAACAUGGCGGCCAAAACUACUUUUUUCUUAUAUCUUGUUCAACGUUUGAUAGUUACGCUCAGAUGUGCCGCAAAGGUUCACAUCAUCUUUUCAACAUUUUCCUUGAAGUUUAAGUGCAAAAUUUGUGCUCAGAGAGAGGUAAUUCAUAAUUUUAAAAAUCACAUUUUGGUCACGUGACCAUUUACGAACUUAUUCAUUUUAAGAAAAUGGUGUGGGUUUAAAAAACCAAAUCAACAUUAUUUUGUUUAAGAUAUGACCCACUAAUCGUUUUUCGAAGGUAAAAUCAUAUAACUUUCAUUUUCAUAAAAAUGAUGUCACAUGACCUCUUAGUGCAAAUGGCCUAUUGUUCUCAUAAAUUUUCUCCUAACCAUAUUAAUACUUGAUCAACAGAAAAGGCUAAACUAAUUAAUAAAAUGAUCUCCAAAGGGAAAAUACUUUGAUCCUUUAUCAAAUUCUCUCAAACACAUCUUUGAGAAAAUAGAUGGAGAUGAGUGUGCAGGGAGAAUUUGUAUGUGGAUAUUAGGGCUUAAAGAAUGAAGAACUUUUUUAUGAAGAUUUGAUUCUUGCAAAUUGAAUAUGUCAAUUUGACCUCCUUCAAUCCCUAGUUGUGUCUGGAUGCAUGUUUCCUCAAGAAGGGACUCAGGUUUCCUGAUCUAAGUGUUUUGCAUGCUUCAUGUGCCUUUGUUUUCGGUUUAUAGGAUGCAGUGCUCUGGUACAGUAGUGGAGGCUCCAAGUCAUUCCUUCAUAUGGACACAGUAGAUAAUAUUAACUGUAUGAUAAGUGGAGUCAAGCAGUGGUUCAUAGUGGAUCUGGUAUGAACCUAGCCUAUACAUGUGAUGUUUAUAGGGAUAGUAAAGUCUGAGAAAACAGACAACAUUGUGUGACACCACCACUGGUUUCCUUGACAUGACAUCUGAGGAACAAGCACAAAAAUUCCAUGCUGAUGAUGCAUCACUACCAGGGUGUUCAUUAGGCAUCGGAGAUUGGAGAAUUCUCCAUUUACUACGCAGAAUUCUCUGGCUAACGGUCAAUAGCCUAUAACUAUUUUUUACUCAGAUGUGGAGCCUCUUUAAAAAUUUUCUCCUGUAGUGUUACACCUUUCUCCUGCUACUAGAGUUCUUAAUGAAAACCCUGCACUACCCAGAUCUUUGUAGAGCUUCUGAAUGGAUGAAGCAAAUUUUCAACCCUUCAGAAGCGCUACCCAGAUUAGGGUAGUGACACAUCAUGUCAUUUUGUGAGGAAACCAGUGGUAUUGUCACAAAACAUUGGCUGUUUUCUCAGGAUAUAGACAGUACUGAAGCCAAUAUAAGGGAGUUCAACUCUGUUUAAGAUCUAUAGCAAUUUUGCUUUUGUUGGUAACUUCUAGGAACACACCAAGUUAAUUGACAUGGAUCACGGAGAAGGUGAUUAUUGUAGUGUGAAUGUUGACAAAGUGGACAUGUUCAAGUAUCCUAGCUUACAGAACCUACCAUGGUGGUUUGCACGUCUUGAACAUGGAGACUGUAUGUUUAUACCAUAUGGGUGAGUUGGGUCAAGUUUGAAGAGAAUAAAAUUUAUUCAUUGUUUUGAGUUGUCCCUCCUUUAUUUAAUAAAGGAGGGACAACUCAAAACAAUGCUCUUUUCAUCAUUUUUGCUUGGGGGUGAAUGAGUGAAAUCACAGCAACUAUGGUAGGGGACACAGUAUAUGUCACCUCUAUUGAAGGGACACCUCCAUUUAGGGGACACAGUAUCGGUCACCUCUAUUGAAGGGACACCUCUAUUCAAGGGACAAAGUAUUGGUCAUCUCUAUUGAAGGGACACCUCCAUUCAGGGGACACAGUAUAUGUCACCUCUAUUGAUGGGACACCUCCAUUUAGGGGACACAGUAUUGGUCACCUCUAUUGAAGGGACACCUGCAUUCAAGGGACACAGUAUUGGUCACCUCUAUUGAAGGGACACCUCCAUUCAGGGGACACAGUAUAUGUCACCUCUAUUGAAGGGACACCUCCAUUUAGGGGACACAGUAUCGGUCACCUCUAUUGAAGGGACACCUCUAUUCAAGGGACAAAGUAUUGGUCAUCUCUAUUGAAGGGACACCUCCAUUCAGGGGACACAGUAUAUGUCACCUCUAUUGAUGGGACACCUCCAUUUAGGGGACACAGUAUUGGUCACCUCUAUUGAAGGGACACCUGCAUUCAAGGGACACAGUAUUGGUCACCUCUAUUGAAGGGACACCUCCAUUCAGGGGACACAGUAUAUGUCACCUCUAUUGAAGGGACACCUCCAUUUAGGGGACACAGUAUUGGUCACCUCUAUUGAAGGGACACCUGUAUUCAAGGGACACAGUAUUGGUCACCUCUAUUGAAGGGACACCUCCAUUCAGGGGACACAGUAUAUGUCACCUCUAUUGAAGGGACACCUCCAUUCAGGGGACACAGUAUAUGUCACCUCUAUUGAAGGGACACUUCCUUUCAAGGGACACAGUAUAUUUCAUCUCUAUUGAAGGGACACCUCCAUUCAGGGGACACAGUAAAUGUCACCUCUAUUGAAGGGACACCUCCAUUUAGGGGACACAGUAUUGGUCACCUCUAUUGAAGGGACACCUGUAUUCAAGGGACACAGUAUUGGUCACCUCUAUUGAAGGGACACCUCCAUUCAGGGGACACAGUAUAUGUCACCUCUAUUGAAGGGACACCUCCAUUCAGGGGACACAGUAUAUGUCACCUCUAUUGAAGGGACACUUCCUUUCAAGGGACACAGUAUAUUUCAUCUCUAUUGAAGGGACACCUCCAUUCAGGGGACACAGUAAAUGUCACCUCUAUUGAAGGGACACCUCCAUUUAGGGGACACAGUAUUGGUCACCUCUAUUGAAGGGACACCUGUAUUCAAGGGACACAGUAUAGGUCACCUCUAUUGAAGGAACACUUCCAUUUAGGGGACACAGUAUUGGUCACCUCUAUUGAAGGAACACUUCCAUUUAGGGGACACAAUAUUGGUCACCUCUAUUGAAGGGACACCUCCAUUCAUUGAAGGGACUCCUCUUUUUAGGAGAAAGGGGCAGGUUUUCUGGGUCCUGAAACCCGUAUUUAACCUCCAUUCAGCGAGCCUUCAAAAAGUGACUGACCACAAAAAUCGUUGUUAAGUUUUAGUAUUUACUAGUCAAAAAGGCAACAGCUUUCAAAACAUGAACUGUCUCACUCAAAUUGAUGCACUGCACCUGUGAGAACUAACCCCACAACAUCGCAGAGAUAAGUUAAUCAUUAUUUUUUAUACAUUAUCUGGCUACAUGAAGUGUAAUGACUGCAGAAGAUUCCAAGGUAGAAUAAAAGAAAAAUAUUUUUAUCAUUUGUUGGUUUAUUAUUAACUAACCACCAGCCUAACCUCCAUUCCGGGGGCACGUGCCUUGGUCCUGAGGGUGUCCCCUGGGUAAAGGUUCCACUGAAUAACCAAUCCGUAUCCGCUAAAAAUUUUAUGGCCUACGUUAUACUAGGUUUUCUCUCGUCAAUCCCACACCUCUACCUCCAGAAAAUGUAAAAUGUAAAAACGUGAUGUUUUGUUCAACUUUGACCCCGUCCACACGUAUCCGUUCUUGUCUGAAAACGGAGAUCUUUUUCGCCCCCUUUUCUAAAAUAUCUGAGUCCACACGUUGCAGUUUUGAAUCAUUUUUUGCUCAUCCACACAAAACGCAAUAGCCACUGAUAACGGUUUGAUAACGGUACCAUCUUUGAAGGGAGCAUGCGCAUUAACUAGCAUAUGAGCCCGUGACGUAAUCGUUUUUUCAAAAACUCCCGUUUUCGUAAAUCCACAUGAGUACAGCGGCUCGUUGUCGUCGCUUUCCCAGUAGACUUCCUGCUUUACCUGUAGUUCACCUAGUUGCUCAAUGGCCUAUUAGAGACUUUGUAAGGAUAUGCUGAAAUAAUUUUCCAAAUCGCUUUUCCUUGCAGAUGGGGUCAUCAAGUUACGUCACUCUUUCGUAACAUCGCCGUCAAUAUUUGGUGGACCCCGCUUCAGAGAUUUAAUUCUACUGAUUGUGAAGGUAUCUUUCCGAAGAGAUAAAAAAUUACAAACACAUGAGUGAAAAGUAGUUUAGCGAAUAUAAAUGUAUCAUUAACAGUUUGUCUCAUAUUUGUGUGUUCUUGAUAUUGAGUGAUAUAGAAUGUCGAUUUGUGUCGAUGGACAAUUUUGCUCAAAUGUUGAUUUUACGGGCCUAAAUAAACGCCUCGGUAUGAGACCUCACCUGGAGGGUGACUGAUGAAGAAACGACGUUUUGUGUUUUAACUGGAGGCAACUAAAACUUGCCGAAGUUUUCUAUUUAACGAAACUCUUUGUUGCACUUGUGCAUCUCAUUUUAGUUGUGAAAGAAAAUGAAGGCCUUAGCCAGCGCUGUCGGCAAAUUGAUUUCAUACUAAUGUUGCUUGUGUUUACAGUUAAUUUAGAAAAUUUGGGUUCAUCUCAGGCAAACUUGAGUAACUUCAAAUUUACAACAGGAGAGCAAUUAAGGUAUGAAUCGACUACUUGCCAAGAUGUAAAGUGUUACAUCUAGAUUCUUUUCCAAAUGGGAGAGGAAGAUUUUCGAGCAGUUUUAUUUUGUAAGAGCACCUCAAAAAAUCUUGAUUUACUCCAAAUCUGAAGGUCAGAGCGAUUUUGGAUGCAAUUUAGUAUCUAGAGGGGUCUUUUUUUCGUCAUCUACGCCCACUCAUCAAAAUAAGUAUUGACGAAGAAGAUGAAAGAAAGAACCCUCAAUACGAGGUUUUUCAAUAGUCCAGUUUCGAAUUCGUCGCGGCCGCCGAAAGAAACACUUGAGACUCAUUUAUACAGGGUUAGCCUCGACCUAAGGUAAAUAUAUUCACAAAUUCCCGUCAGAAGAAGACCCAGUGUGUACAGCUGUGUCUUUUGUUUUUAACUCUACUUCAGGCACCUUCUCGCCGGUAUUUGUGAAUAUGUUAAUUUAGGUCGAGGCUAACCCUGUACCAAUAAGUCUUCGACGCUUUUAUUCAGCAGCUACGACGAAUUCGAAACUGGACUAUUGGUUUUUUGCCUGAUGACGUCGUAGGAGCAAGGACGUCUGGUGGAGCGGGAAGUAAAAAUGGCGGGAAACUGUUUUAAGAACUCGAUUUUGUGCGAAACAGGAACACUACUUUCAAGUAGGGUUUUUAUGGUUAAACACAUUUAUAGAGGCGGCCAUGCCAUGAUGUGUGAGUCGUGGUUCUUAGGAGACUGAGGCAAAGUAGCGUUUCAGUUUUCUUAUAACAGACCACUAUUUUAAUCGUUGAUUUAUUUGUAUACUUUGAAGGUUCAUGGCUCUUCAAGUUAUCAAAGACAAUGGUGGAUCUGUUUCUUUUGAGACGAUAAAUCCAUUAAUUGUGGUGAGAAACUAACUUGUAGUACAGCCAAAUGCACUUAAUGUUAUAUAUACCUAGGAUCACUGCUAUUACGACCGUUUUCAGACUUUUCAAUUCCGUGCCUUAGCAAAUUAAACACUUCCUAUAUGUUUUAGCUUGAGAAAACAGCCGACACUUCUCGACGCCACAACUGGUUUCCCCGCGAAGCGAGCGCAGAAAUUCCAUACUGAUGACGUGUCACUACCCAGAUCUGGGUAGUGCUUUUGAUUGGUCGUGCCGCCUGGGAAAUUUUCUUCCGCAAACAAUGAGAAGCACUACGGGUAGUGACACGUCAUCAGUAUGGAAUUUUUGCGCUCAUAGCAAACUCUAUUUCGCGUGAAGACGCGCUGUUUUCUCAGGUUACGUACACAUCUCAACAUUUGCAAUGCGGCUUUUCGUGUUGUCAGUCGUCUUUUCUGCUUUGUAACCUUCUAUUUUUUUAAUUUUUCAAGGGAGAACAUACAGGAGAGAGACUCAUAACCCAAAAGGUAAUCAAUUUCUCUAGGUUAUUAAAGUUUUCAAACUUCGACGACGACGGCAGCGAAAACGCCACUUUUAUUCACUCAGUUUCACUAAUAUUUAGUACCUCUUUCAACUGGUUAAAUGUUAGCGAAUUUUCCUCGGGGUGAUUUCCUACAUAGUCUGCCCUAGGACUAUAUCCAAGUUAAGUAAAAGAGAAAGAGAGUCGUCGUCUUGUGUUUACGUCUCCCAUAAACGUGACAUAUUAGGAAAUUUGACGUGGAAGUCAUGCGGUAUCGUCAAGAAAUGUACAAGAAAGUGUGCUCCACGUGCAGUGUUAUUGUCUCGCUCAUUAAGCCUGUUUUACUUUUUCGACUUUCUCCGUUUUAUGAAUUCAAACGUCCGUGAUAGUAAAAGUAUUGAGGAAAACGCACAGAACAUUCGGUUUGAGAUAUUUGUUGUAAAACCAGAUUCUGAACCGAACCGACUAAGCGAUCAAACUUAUACCAAGCCAAUUUUAGGUUGUUUACGUUUUGGUUUUGUAUUAGGGAGCUUAAGUAACGACGACGGUCACGGGCCGACUGCAGCGAGAACGGAAAAAAAAGUAAUAGGUUUAGACUGGCAAAACAACAACUUUGCACGUGUAUCACGCUUUUUUGUACAUUUCUUGCCGUCACUGCAAUACUGCGACGUCAAACUUCCUAAUUUCACGUCAGUUUUAUGGAGGACGGGAACACAUGACAACCAUUUUCUUUUUCUUUUUGUGAAUUUAGAUACAGUCGUUUAUAAUUCAACCCCUGAAAAAAAUCGCCAACAUUUGACAAAUUAAAAGAGUUGGAAUAAGAGCGAUAAAGUUUGGAGCAGCGCAAAUUUGCUUUUUGGGUGACGUUUUCGCUGCCGUUGCCGUUGCUUAAGUCCCCUAUUCUCUCCUAGCGGUUUGCAAUGCUCGACAAAGACCAGGAUGGUGUUCUGACAGAAGAUGACGUCAUGUCUGUACCUGCUGACGUAGUAGACGAAGCAUUUGGCCAAACACCACCGGGAGAGGUAAAGACGCGUAUAAUGAUCCACUAG